AUGGCUAUCAAAGAAUCUCACACUGACGUAUUAAUCAUUGGUGCUGGUCCUUCAGGACUCAUGUGUGCAACCUGGUUAGCAAGAUGCGGAAUUCCUUUUCGAAUUAUUGACAAAAGGUCCAACGAAGUGUUUACUGGCCAGGCUGAUGGUUUACAGAGUCGCUCCUUGGAAAUUUUCAAGUCCUUUUCCGAACCAGCAUUUGAUUUUGCAACAUUAGAUCAAAGUUGGAAAAUGGCUAACCAUGUCAUUGACAUGUGUUUCUGGUCGCCUGAUGAAACUGGUAAAUUGAUUAGAAACUCCAGAGUUGCUGACACCAUUCCAGGCAUAUCCAGGUAUACUGAAUCGGUGAUUCACCAAGGCAACGUUGAAAGGUGGUUUGAAAACUCAAUUAACUAUUUUUCUGAUGGGAAAGUCAAAGUCGAAAGACCAUUGUUGCCACUUUCUCUCAAGAUUGAUGCUACUAAAACCAAUGACCCACAAUCUCAUGCUGUUGAAGUGUUGGUUACAAAGUUGAAUUCUGAGGCUGCCAGACCAGAACAAUAUGGUAAGGUUGCCAAUGGUCUUUUCCGUGCCUUUGACGGCGACCAAGAAAAGUUUUAUAAAAACAUAGAUGAAACUAACGAGCACAACUACGAAAUAAUUCAUGCAAAAUAUGUUGUUGGUUCUGACGGUGCCCACAGUUGGGUAAGAAAACAAUUAGACAUUGAUAUGGAAGGUGAACAGACUGAUUUUGUUUGGGGGGUUUUAGAUAUGGUCCCCAUUACUACUUUCCCCGAUAUUAGAAACCGUUGUGCCAUUCAUCUGAAAGAUUCUGGUUCUGUUAUGGUUAUCCCCCGUGAAAAUGAUUUAGUCCGGUUCUAUAUUCAAUUGAAAGAAGUAGAAAGAGACCCAGCUACUAAAACCGACAAUAAGCAAUUCAAUGGUAAUGUUGAUGACACAAAAGCUAAAACUAAAGGUAGAAUUGAUCGUUCGAAAAUCACUCCAGAAUUAAUUCUUAAACAAGCUCAAAAAAUUUUCGAACCUUAUACUCUUGAAAUGACUGACUUGAGUUGGUACACUGGUUAUCAAAUCGGACAAAGAGUUAGUCCUCGAUUUUCUAAACAGAACCGCGUUUUCAUUUCCGGCGAUGCAUGUCAUACCCAUUCCCCUAAAGCAGGUCAAGGAAUGAACGUUUCCAUGCAAGAUACUUAUAAUCUUGGAUUCAAAUUAGCUUUGGUAUGCAAAGGGUUGGCUAGAUCAGAGAUAUUGUCCACUUAUGAACUGGAAAGAAUGAAAGUUGCUCGUGAUUUGAUUGCCUUUGAUCAUAAGUUAUCUCGAUUGUUUAGUGGUAAACCAAUGAUCCCCAAUUCGGAUAUAUUAGAUGGUGUUGAUAUGGAUGAGUUCCAUCAGGUGUAUCUUGAAGGGAAUAAGUUUGCAUCUGGUACUAUUGUUGACUAUGAAGAUUCGUUGUUGGUAUCCAAAAAGGAAGCAUUGCCAGUCGACAUCAAUGAUUGCACAAUGGACCAAAAAGCUGCCAAAGUUCCUAUUGGAAGAAGGUUGUAUAGCAGCAAUAUUAUUUCCCAAGCAAAUGGUCAACCAAUUCACAUUGCAGAUCGUCUUGCUUCUGAUGGUAGAUUCAGAGUAUUAAUUUUUCCCGGCGACGUGGUAGAAUACCCUGAAAACAUGAAAAUAUUGCACAAGUUUCAGGAUUCCUUGGACUCAAAGCAUUUUUUCGCCAAAAAAUUUACCCCCAUCAAUGCGUUUGCCAAUUCGGUGAUUGACAUUAUUACGGUCCAUGGGUCCAGCAGACACAAAGUUGAAACGUUUGAUUUUCCGGAAUUUACUCAUCCACUCGAUUUUAAGCGUCGUUGUGAUUAUUGGAGAUUGUAUUCAGGGGUAGGAGACACGUAUCACGAAGGCAGUGUUGACAUUUAUGACCGCUAUGCUAUUAGUAAGAGCAAAGGUGUUAUUUUGACCAUAAGACCAGAUUCUCAUGUUGCUCAAGUUUCUCAAUAUUCACUUGAUGGAUUAAAAGAAGUUGACAGCUAUUUCAAUAAGUUUAUGAUUCCUCAAACCAAUAACAUUUUACCAACCAAAUCUUCUGACAUCGAUGAUUCAAAAAGAUUCAUACAACCCCGGUUAGCUGUUUGA
Candida dubliniensis CD36 is the source of this 2130-nucleotide messenger RNA. RefSeq lists its product as uncharacterized. Gene Ontology annotation, molecular function: FAD binding. The record is from RefSeq and is a predicted model, not a curated record. The transcript has a single exon. Bases 1 to 2130 code for a protein of 709 amino acids. NCBI's taxonomy places the organism in Eukaryota, Fungi, Ascomycota, Pichiomycetes, Serinales, Debaryomycetaceae.